AUGGCGGGAUCUUUUCCUGGAAAAUUGAUGGUCCGCGCGCGCGAGGGGCAUCCGUCACUCCUGGUCAACGUCGUCGCCGCGCACCCAAGUCGGCCCUGUGGAACAGGAUCUAUGUGCGUUGAGCUGGACCAGCUGGUUCUGCCAAACAGCUUGCAGGCCAAGGCCAUGGCCCUGACCUUGAGCGCCAACUUCUAUCACAAACCCUUGCUCAUCUUCCCGGAGCACCCAGAACCUGCUGCAUUCAGCCGGUUGACGGAGCUGAGCCUCUCGAAUUUGAAACUGCAGAUGCAUGGGUUCGGCGAGUUCUUGUCAUCAUGCUUCCCUCAGCUAACCAAGCUGCACCUUCGCAGUGUACACAACAUGACCGGGGAGCAGGGGCUGUGGCCGCUCAUCCUUCACAUGGACAUGCUCGAGGAGCUCAAGGUCAACGACGUCUACCAACUUGCGCUGCUGCAGGUGGUUGCAGCCAAGCUCCGGUUGCUGACCGUGGUCCACUGCUUCAGGAGUUUGGCGGCGCUCACCACCGACACUCUGGUUAACAUCUCGGCGCCGAGGCUGGAGGUGAUCAGCUGGUCCGGCAGGUUCCCCAAGCAGCUCAACUUUCUCACCGACGCUCGAUGCGUCCGCCGCUUGUCUGGCCUCCUUGUCUACUGGCCCAGCAUAUCGAGAAUCGAAUUCUCUUUGCAUGAUCUCGUGCAUUUCCUUGAGACAUGCUCUGGAGCUGACCGGUUAGAUGUUUUUGUUGACAUACCUGAUGGAUUCAAGCCAUCCAUGUUUGCAAGAGAGGACUUCGUGGAACGCAUACCAUGUCUUCCCAACAUCAGGACACUCUCCUUGACGAUCAUCACAAUUCUCCGGUUGCACAGCUGCCCAAUUGGUCCAAGUGUCUUUUCUUUCCUUAGGCGAUGCCCAAACCUAACUCUGCUGCACAUUGAUCUAUCAACAGUACACCAGUUUACAAGGCAGGAUCCACAUAAUCUUGUGUUUCCGGACGAUGAUGCCGAUACUGAAGCUGCAAAGCCAUGCCAAGGCCGCGAAUAUGAUCCACGAAAAGCACAUAAAGAACAACUGCAACUGGAAUCUCUUCGGAAGAUACGAAUCAGUGGCUUUGUUGGAACGGAUCCUGAGAUGGAUCUCGCCGAUCUCCUGUUCGGUGUUGGAGCCACACUGCCAGCACUCGAGAGGAUAUCAAUAUCAUCAUUUGCGCGGCUGAGUGGCCGUGUAGACAGGAUUGCCAUGAAGAUGAAGGCUCAGUUCCCUCUCACAGGCGGACGCUGGGAAAUCUCACGGUGGGAAGAAAUCAUAUGGACCAAGAACAAUAAUAAACAUUAA
Messenger RNA from Lolium rigidum, 1332 nucleotides. RefSeq lists its product as uncharacterized. The record is from RefSeq and is a predicted model, not a curated record. The transcript is spliced from 3 exons. NCBI's taxonomy places the organism in Eukaryota, Viridiplantae, Streptophyta, Magnoliopsida, Poales, Poaceae. The coding region runs from base 1 to 1332 and encodes 443 amino acids.